Molecule: messenger RNA, 2621 nt
Organism: Eublepharis macularius
Lineage: Eukaryota; Metazoa; Chordata; Lepidosauria; Squamata; Eublepharidae
Gene: METTL13
Product: methyltransferase 13, eEF1A lysine and N-terminal methyltransferase
Exons: 8
Coding region: 21-2117 (698 amino acids)
Source: RefSeq, a predicted model, not a curated record
UAGUCCCGACGGCAGUUGUUAUGGAGGGGCUGCGGCUGCUGCCGAGACGCGCGCAGGACUUCGGUUCGGCCGGCUACUGGGAGCGCUUCUUUCGCGAGCGAGGCGAACGCGCUUUCGAGUGGUAUGGCGAGUGGGAGGAGCUUCGCGAGCCCUUGGGGCGGUACCUGCGCCCGCGGGACUCGAUCCUUGUUGUUGGGUGUGGCAAUUCAGAACUGAGUGAGCAGCUCUACGAUGAAGGGUACCAAAGUAUCAUCAAUGUGGACAUCAGCGAAAGGGUCAUCAAGCAGAUGGGGGAACGCAGUGCUCACCUGCGGCCCAAGAUGAGCUACCUGGUCAUGGAUGUGCUGCAGAUGGAUUUCCCUGAUGGGCAUUUCCAGGUGGUUCUGGACAAAGGAACUCUGGAUGCUCUCCUGACUGAUGGAGAAGGGGCCGCUUUGGCCAGGGCUGAGCAAAUGUUUGCCGAAAUUGUCCGUGUCCUCCAGUUCGGAGGGCGUUACCUGUGUGUGUCCUUAGCCCAAGCGCAUGUCUUGAAGGCAGCCAUGGAAUAUUUCUCCAAGGAAGGCUGGAUGAUUCGAAUACACCAGGCCUCUGGGAAGGAAGCUGCUGCUUCCGAGGGCAAAUUUGUCCUGCCUGUAUUUGUCUACGUUAUGACAAAGAUCAAGAAAGUGCCCGGCUCAGCUUCUAGCAUUCUGGAGCUCUGUGCAGAUAAACAUGACAAGCCCAUCCGUUUCUCGGCUUUGGAGCAUCUGAUUGAGGCAGUGACAGAAAGGCAGCAUUAUGCCCUGUUACGCAGCCAGCUCAAUAAGAAUCCUGGCGUGGGGAAUGUCUGCCUGGAGCUCUGCUGUAAGGACACAGGCCAAGCACGCUACACCUUGCACGUGGUGCACUGCCCAACUCUGAAAUUGUCUCGGAACAAUCGCUUUGCCAUCUUCAUCAUUCCACAGGGUAGAGAAACUGAGUGGCUGUUUGGGACUGAGGAAGGACGAAAGCAAUUGGCUGUAAGUGCUGGGUUCCGACGCCUGGUAACUGUGGCCUUGCACCGAGAUCAGCACUAUGAAGGCAUGGGAGCCAUCCAGGCAGAGCUGUCAGAAAAGGUGAUGGAGCUAGCCCCGCCUGGUCUCCAGGCCCAGCAACAGGUUCCUUUUCUGUCAGUAGGCGGAGACAUCGGGGUCCGCACUAUUCAGCAUCGUGACGUGAGCUCCCUCAGCGGCGAGUAUGUCAUUGAGGAUGUAAAAGGAGAGGACGCCCGCUACUUCCGCCGUCUCGUCUUCCUCAGCAACAGGAACGUGGUGCAGUCGGAAGCACGGCUUUCAUCCAGAGCAUCUUGCAAAGGAAAUAAGAAGCCCAAAAAGAAGAAGAAAGCCACUUCCAGUGACCCUGUGAAGCCAGCUGCAGAGCCCACCAGUCUGUCCAUCGAUAAGAGCUACCUGUGCUGUGCCCAUCACAGAGCCAUGGUUGCAGGCCUGUGCCUGCUGAAGAACCCUGAACAACUCCCAGAGGCCCCGAUCCGUGUGCUGGUGAUUGGCCUGGGUGGUGGCAGCCUGCCCCUCUUCAUCCAUGACUACUUCUUGCAAUGCACUGUUGAUGUGGUGGAGAUUGACCCAGCCAUUUUGGAAGUGGCCACGCGCUGGUUUGGCUUCUCUACCGGAGACAGGCUCAAGGUCCAUAUUGCAGAUGGCUUAGUCUAUGUUUCCAGCCAAGCGGCAGAAGUGCCGUCCUCUUACGAUGCCAUCAUGUUCGAUGUAGACAGCAAGGACUCCGCCUUGGGAAUGAGCUGCCCACCCCCGGCCUUUGUGGAGAAGCCUUUCCUGCAAAAAGUGAGGGCCCUCCUGAAAACAGAAGGUAUCUUCAUUCUCAAUUUGGUGUGCCGAGAUGCCAGGCUCAGAGAUACUGUCCUGGCUGCCCUCAAAGAGACGUUCCCUUUGCUCUAUGUCCGGCGGAUCGAGGGGGAAGUGAAUGAGAUUCUCUUCUGUCAGCAGCAGUCCAGGCACAAACUACCUCCAGGGGAGCUCCGGGAGUCGGCCCAGAUCCUGGAGAAAGCCCUACGGCAACCUGGCUGUGCUUGGGACAGCACUUACAUCCUGGCAGACAUGUUGGAGGCAGUCCAGUUGGCAUGAGGGUGGAAAGCCAUCCUGUCCAGUACAGCACCUGGUGUUUGGCGAGAAGCAGCAGUCUGCUUCCGAGUAAGAAUUGGUUGUGCUCUCCCUGUUCUUGCAAAGUAAAGCCCUUCCUUGGAGGUGGUUCAGGAAGGCUGUAACGAUGAGAAGGAGGGUGCCACUCAAAGAAACAGCGAAGAACUUUUUGGGAGCGGCUUCUAGCAGAGCACUUGCCUGGAAAUUGAAGGGGAUACCUGGCAGGUCUCCAUCUCUCCAUGUACUCCUUGGUGGGGAAAUGAAAAGGGUAGUACCAGCUACGGGGAACAGCCCCCUUUGUUUUGAAAUAAACGUUCUGCUGUUGGAUGGCAGAUGAUGCAGUGUGAAGCAGUCUCUUUAACUAAUGUCUAAUAGAAUAUUAACUAUACAAAGGAGGGCCAUGGUACUUUUCUGUGUAAUGGACUCAGUGGACUGUGAGGUAGGGGGUCUUACGCUAUCAAGUACCAUGAUCCAAAUACUCCCAUUUUU